AUGGCGUCGGAGGAUGUGAAGACGAGCGAAUCGGCGGUGUCGAAGAUUGUUAACCUUGCUGAGGAGGCGAAGCUUGCGAAAGAAGAAAUAAAGCCUACUAAAUACCAGGUCUACAGUGUCUGCAAGUCUCUCGUUGCUGGUGGAGUAGCCGGAGGCGUGUCACGAACUGCUGUAGCUCCAUUGGAACGACUAAAAAUAUUGUUACAGGUUCAAAAUCCGCACACCAUAAAAUACAAUGGUACUAUUCAAGGCUUGAAAUAUAUUUGGAGAACUGAGGGCUUUAGAGGGUUGUUUAAAGGAAAUGGCACCAAUUGUGCUCGAAUAGUCCCAAAUUCUGCUGUAAAGUUCUUCAGCUAUGAGCAAGCCUCCAAGGGCAUAUUAUAUUUGUAUCAGCAACAAAUUGGCAAUGAGGAUGCUCAGCUGACUCCUUUAUUACGUCUGGGAGCUGGAGCUUGUGCUGGAAUAAUUGCUAUGUCUGCAACGUACCCAAUGGACAUGGUUCGUGGCAGACUUACUGUGCAGACAGAUAAGUCUCCCUAUCAGUAUAGAGGAAUGUUUCAUGCUUUGUCAACUGUGCUUCGUGAGGAAGGUUUUCGUGCUUUGUACAAGGGUUGGCUUCCUUCUGUCAUUGGAGUUGUUCCAUAUGUGGGUCUCAACUUUGCUGUAUAUGAAUCUCUAAAGGAUUGGUUGAUUAAAUCUAAUCAAUUUGGGCUUGUUGAAGAUAAUGAAUUGGGCUUGGUAACAAGACUUGCAUGUGGGGCUGCAGCAGGUACCGUCGGACAAACUGUUGCAUACCCUCUUGAUGUUAUCCGUAGAAGAAUGCAGAUGGUGGGCUGGAGUAAUGCCGCUUCAAUUGUCACUGGUGAUGGGAGAAGCAAGGCCUCCCUUGAAUAUACUGGCAUGAUUGAUGCUUUCAGGAAAACUGUUAGGUACGAGGGCUUCAGAGCAUUGUACAAGGGUUUAGUUCCCAACUCAGUGAAGGUCGUUCCAUCAAUCGCUAUUGCAUUUGUGACGUAUGAACAAGUGAAGGACAUCCUGGGUGUUGAUAUUAGAAUAUCCGACUGA
Fraxinus pennsylvanica is the source of this 1065-nucleotide messenger RNA. NCBI's taxonomy places the organism in Eukaryota, Viridiplantae, Streptophyta, Magnoliopsida, Lamiales, Oleaceae. The record is from the annotation of a GenBank genome assembly.